Messenger RNA from Pyricularia grisea, 2653 nucleotides. RefSeq lists its product as uncharacterized. The transcript is spliced from 6 exons. The coding region runs from base 1026 to 2096 and encodes 356 amino acids. The record is from RefSeq and is a predicted model, not a curated record. NCBI's taxonomy places the organism in Eukaryota, Fungi, Ascomycota, Sordariomycetes, Magnaporthales, Pyriculariaceae. Gene Ontology annotation, molecular function: GTP binding; G protein-coupled receptor binding; G-protein beta/gamma-subunit complex binding. Gene Ontology annotation, biological process: adenylate cyclase-activating G protein-coupled receptor signaling pathway. Gene Ontology annotation, cellular component: heterotrimeric G-protein complex.
UUGCAAGGAUACAGCCACUACUGCAACCAUCAAGCCUCCACUGCAAAGGAACUUCGAACCAAUCCCAAACUCUACGCAUCGCUCUAAUAAUCCACCGUCGUUCUAUCUAUUCUUCAUUCCUACUCUGGCAGCGAGCCGUACUACUUAGGUCUAGGGACCCAGUAGAUUGGUUUUCUUAUCCUCGAAACGAGACCGCCCAAUUCACGGUCGCACUGCUCGUUUGCUCUCUGUUCGGUUGUCGCAUCUUGUCGAUUACACUCCUAAAUUGGCACAGCAAUUCCCACCAGCCACCCGCCCCCCUCAAGGGUUUGUUUCCGAUCGAGCGGGACUGAUUAAUCAGGUUUAUCAUCCAAUUCCUACUGCAAACCGGCUGUACAUACACGACCGACUCUGUCACCAACCAAGACGUCUUCGACUUGGUGCCGCUCACGUAACCGCCUGUUCCUCCGAGCCAUCGAAUUUCCGUCCCGGAACCUUUUCCGACUAAAAUACCCUCACUCCGACGACCUAUUUGCCUUGCCGUCUUGUCUUGCCGGCGAAAGUCUACCUGACCCCCACGUCCCGGCACAGUUGGCGAUCAAGUUGCGAUCCCGAGCGACCCGUGUCCACCCGCCUGCCACAUUCGCUCGCCAGCCGUUUGUUCCCAAAUCCUGCUGCCCCAGGCCAGCUACGUGCUAUCUCGACAAUUCCUCUACGACGUGCGAUUCGAUCGCUCCAGCAGGCAGCGCUCCCAUCUCGGCCAAUCGAACGACGAAAUAUCUCUCACCUGCUCUCGAUAACAAAGACACCGCAGCGGGAGACUUGCAUCUCCUACGUUCUGAUAGACAGGAAGGUACAUACGCGACGACUCGUCGAUGGGAUCCCAUUAGGCUGGGUGCGUUGGCCAUUGUAAGCCGCCCGGGCAACGACGUUUGCCAGCGCAGCGCGAAACCCCUCCAGUCCCAAGCCCCACGGCAUUUAAGGGCGCAACGAAACAGGCCUUGAAACCCAAUACAAUUGGGUUCUCUGGCCAACAGGCAUCAUUAAUGAUGGGCGCUUGCAUGAGCGCGAGCUCUGAGGAGUCGGAACAGAAGAAACGGAGUCAAAGGAUUGAUAAGGACCUCGAGGAAGAUUCAAAGAGAUUGAGGCGAGAAUGCAAAAUUCUACUGCUUGGUUCUGGCGAGAGUGGCAAAUCCACAAUUGUCAAGCAGAUGAAGAUUAUACAUCUGAAAGGCUACUCAGAUGACGAACUUUACAACUAUCGGCCGACGGUCUUCAAGAAUUUAAUUGAAUGUGCAAAAGCCGUUAUCAGUGCCAUGCGGCAAUUCGACAUAGAACCGCAGCUGGAAGGGAACAAGGAACUAUGCGACUAUCUUCUCGACUACAUGGUCGAGUCUGGACCACAGGCAGAGAUAGACCCCAAAGUCGGUCAAGCUGUGCAGUCAAUAUGGAAUGACCCUGCAAGGGAACAGUUGAUGGACAGGCAAACCGAGUUUUACCUGAUGGACUCGGCAGAAUACUUCUUCCAAGAGGUUAUGAGGAUUGUCUCUCCCGACUACCUGCCCAAUGAGAUGGAUGUUCUUAGGGCAAGAACAAAAACAACAGGCAUAUACGAGACACGCUUUCAGAUGGGCCAAUUAAGCAUACACAUGUUUGAUGUAGGAGGCCAGAGGAGUGAGCGUAAGAAGUGGAUCCACUGCUUCGAGAACGUGACAUCCAUCAUCUUUUGCGUUGCUCUGAGUGAAUAUGAUCAAGUUUUACUCGAAGAAAGCAGUCAAAAUCGCAUGAUGGAAAGCUUGCUACUUUUUGAUUCCGUGGUGAACUCGAGGUGGUUCAUGAGGACCAGUAUCAUCUUGUUCCUCAACAAGGUGGAUAUUUUCAAGCAGAAACUUGGCCGAUCGCCUCUCGGCAACUAUUUCCCAGAUUACUCUGGAGGCAACGAUGUUAAUAAGGCAGCCAAGUACUUAUUGUGGCGUUUUAACCAAGUCAACCGGGCUCACCUAAACCUAUACCCUCAUCUUACGCAAGCUACCGACACCUCGAACAUUCGACUUGUCUUCGCGGCAGUAAAAGAGACGAUACUUAACAAUGCCCUGAAGGACUCGGGUAUUCUGUAAUCUACAGCAACUCCGACCUGCAUUUUAUUCUAGUCCCUUCCUUAUACGCCCAACCUUUGCACCUUAUGUUUUUAUUGAUACCACGAUCAACUUCAUACUGAAUCUAUCUUGCCACGGCGCUUAUAUUAUACUAGCAUCAGCUCGGAGUUAUGGUGGGGCGGCUUUUGCUGUUAUGACUACACACACUUUCUUUGAAUUCUUUUCCCUCACACUUAUUAUUUCUGUUUCUUCAUCAUCAUGGCCAAAGCGGCUCUCCGGUCAAUAUUUUGCGUCAAUUUAUUACUUUUCCCCUUCAGGUUCUGGAUUGUGAGGCUACUGAUAGCCAGGAAAGGUGGGCGGCGGUGAUCGAGUAGCUGCAAAUUGAGCGUGUUCACGGCUACUAUGAGCAUCAUUUUUUGCACUAAUUCAUGUGGAUAUAUUUGUCUUGCACUCUUGGGACUGGAUCGACAGUACCGCUGUUCAGCUUUGGACCGCACUAAUGUACCACGCGUCAAGACUGGAUACAGAGAGAGAGAGAGAGAGAGAGAGAGAGAGAGAGAGAGAGAGAGAGAGAGAGA